AAAACUUAAGUUUCAAACAAACCAAAGCAACCGACGAGGAAGCAGUUCUCUCUUUCAGGAGAAAAUAAUCAUGUUGGAAAAAAGAAUCUGACAGACAGAAGCCACUAAAAGGAAUGGCCUCUGCUAACACUUCCGGGUCUGACGAGAUCUUUUCAUGUUCCAUCUGUCUGGAUGUAUUCAACAGUCCAGUUUCCACACCAUGUGGACACAACUUCUGCAGAACCUGUAUUACAAAGUUCUGGGAUGAACAAGUCAAGUACAAAUGUCCUCUUUGCAACAUGCUUUUCAACACAAGACCUGAUUUACGGAUCAAUAGCCUCUUAUCAGAGAUGGCUGCUCAGUUUCGAACAUCGGUACGAGUAAAAGAGCAGCUUUGUGUUAAACCAGGAGAAGUUCCCUGUGACGUCUGUACUGGGACCCAGCUGAAGGCUGUGAAGUCCUGCCUAGUGUGUUUCAUGUCUUUUUGCCAAACCCACCUGGAGCCACAUCAGAGAGUCACAGUCCUGAAGAAACAUCGGCUGGUCGAGCCUAUGGACCGACUGGAAGACAGGAUGUGUAACAAACACGACCGACUUCUGGAGCUCUUCUGCCAGACUGAACAGGUGUGUGUGUGUCACUUCUGCAUAGUGACAGACCACAGGUCCCAUUCUAUUGUGACUCUAAAGGAAGAACAAAACAUGAAGACGGCCCAACUGGGGAAGAUAGAGGCUGAAGUUCAGCAGAUGAUCCAGGAGAGACAAAAAAAUAUCCAGGAGAUUAAAGACACAGUUAAACGCAGCAAAGCAGACGCAGACAGAGAGAUAGCUGAUGGUGUACAGGUCCUCGCCGCUUUGAUGCGCUGCAUUGAAAAGUGCCAGGAUGAUCUCAACAAAAUGGUUAAAGAGAGACUGAAAUCCACAAAGAAACAAGCUGAAGACCUCAUCAAAGAGCUGGAGCAGGAAAUAGAAGAUCUGACCAGUAGAAGCUCAGAGGUGAAGCAGCUCUCACACACUAAAGACCACCUCCACUUCCUCCAGGCCUUCAGAUCCCUGAAGGAUCCUCCACCCACCAGGGACUGGACGACGGUGGAGGUCCGACCUCCGUCAUACGUAGGGACCUUGAGGAGAUCCCUGGAUCAGCUGGAGGAGACAUUGAACAUGGAGAUGAAGAAGCUGCGUGAUGCUGAACUUAAGAGGGUCCAGCAGUAUGAAGUAGAUGUGACUCUGGAUCCUGAUACAGCUCAUCCCUGUCUCAUCCUGUCUGAGGAUGGGAAACAAGUACAUGAUGGAGAUGAAGAGAAGGAACUCCCAGACCACCCUAAGAGAUUUACAAAGUGUAUAUUUGUCCUCACGAGGCAGAGCUUCUCCUCAGGGAGAUUUUACUUUGAGGUCCAGGUUAAAGACAAGACUGCAUGGUAUACAGGAGUGGCCAGAGAGUCCAUCGACAGAAACGGUGAGACCUUAGUGACCCCUGAGACGGGUUACUGGACUCUGUACUACGAUGAGGAUGGGUUGGUAUUUAAUGAUGACCCUGAUGUCCGUCUCCUUCUGAGAGCUGAGCUCCAGAAGGUGGGGGUGUUUGUUGAUUAUGAUGAGGGUCUGGUCUCCUUCUAUGAUGUGGACGCCAGGGUUCAUAUCUACUCUGCUACUGGCUGCUCCUUUAGUGAGCCUCUCUAUCCAUUCCUCUCUCCAUGUUUACAUGAAGAAGGUACAAACUCUGCCUCCCUGAUCAUCUCACCUGUCAAUCAAAAAGACUAGGACCUUUAUUUGAUAAUAAAAUAAUCAAACAACCAAAACAUAUAUAUAUAUACGUACCUCAUUGUUUUUUUCUCAUGUGUCUUUUAAUGGUUUACUGCUAUAAAUUGUUUUAUGGUUGCAAUUAUGUCUAACUAGUUUCAGGGAUUAAUUUGCAUCAUAAAUGAUUAAUGAAAAUAAAUGAAAAAUUAUGAAAUCAUAAAUAAAUAAAUAAUUUUCAUAAAUGAAAUCAUUACUUUACUUCUGAAUCAUGAAUGAAGACACAAUAAAAUGUAUGAUUCGGAUUU
This is a messenger RNA of Gadus morhua (Atlantic cod), 2020 nucleotides long. Its product is annotated as nuclear factor 7, brain-like. Lineage: Eukaryota; Metazoa; Chordata; Actinopteri; Gadiformes; Gadidae. The record is from RefSeq and is a predicted model, not a curated record. Bases 114 to 1736 code for a protein of 540 amino acids. Gene Ontology annotation, molecular function: protein binding; zinc ion binding. The transcript has 2 exons.